This is a messenger RNA of Penicillium atrosanguineum, 435 nucleotides long. Its product is annotated as flavin reductase. Bases 1 to 435 code for a protein of 144 amino acids. The record is from RefSeq and is a predicted model, not a curated record. The transcript has a single exon. Lineage: Eukaryota; Fungi; Ascomycota; Eurotiomycetes; Eurotiales; Aspergillaceae.
AUGUCAGUUGUCACUGGAUCCGACUACCCGGGCUAUGAACAGCUGGGAAACAUUUUCAAUAUCUCAGCCGCUGUGUCAAUUCCCGCCGAUGCUCGCAUUGUUGCCACUUCUGGCCAAAUCGCCGAUAAUCAUGACCCGAUGUGGGGAACACAUGCCGAGCAAUUCGAAAAAUCAAUGGUCAACAUCGAGAGGUCUUUGUCGUCGGCAUCCCCUCACAUAACCAAUCCGAGACAACUGUGGGAGGGAAUAUUCUACGUCACAUCAUUUCACGUUGGAGUUUUGUCGAGGGAAGAACAAUUGCAGAUUGCCGAAAUUGCUAGAAAAUACUUUGGAAACAACAAACCUGCGUGGGCAGCGAUUUGUGUUAAAGCCCUCUUCCCACCGGAGGCAGUGGUGGAGAUCCAGGUUCAGGCAGCUUAUCGCGAUGGAAAAUAG